AUGUUGCAAGUGUCAUUGCCUUUGUUUUAUGGUUGUCAUAGAGAAUAUGAUACUUGGGAAAAGAGCAUAGAGAAUUUGUUUGUGUUGCUUAACAUAGAGAAAGAGAGUGAGAAAAUAGCCUUAGCUAUAGAUUGUUUUCGUUCUAAUGCUUUGAAUUGGUGGAAGCUAGUUUCAAAUAUCUAUUCGCAUUAUUGGUAUCGUAAUUUGGAUGAUUGGCAUGAUUUGAGAAGUGCUUUGCGAGAAAGAUACGCUGGUACUAACACCUUUGAUGAAGCAAAAGUGAAGUUGCUCAAUUGUAAGCAGAAUGGUAGAUCCAUUCAAUCUUACUUUGAGGAAUUAGAAGGGUUGUUUCUGAGUUCAGAAGUGGAUGAGAACGACUACAUGUUGACAGACCGUUUCCACUAUGGCUUGGACAAGUGUUUCAAACAACACCCAAAGAUAAGGAGACAAUCAAGGCUCUAUGAGGCAUACUACGCUGCCUUAGAAGUGGAAAGAGAGCAUGAUACUUCUUGUGGUUGGAAUGGUCCAAUUGAGGAUCAGGGGCCAAUCAAGGAAGAAAGGAUGGAUCUUGACUACCUAUGUGAUAGGGAGUUGGUUCAAAAGAGCUAUGAUCAAGGCGAAGAGAAUGUCAUUAACUUUGGGGUUCAAACCAAAGGAGAUGAAGACCUCAUAGAAAUAAGUGCUGAAGAGUAUCAAGAGAGUUUGACUCUGGAGUAUGAUGGAGACCAUCUAGCUAACACUAAUGAAGAGGGACAUGUUGCUGCCAAUAAUGGAGAAGACGAGCAAGUUGAGGUCGUGAAUGCUAAUGGAGGAUCUAAAGAUGCUGCUUUAAAGAAUAAUCCUUACAUUCGUGAUCCACUUUCAAACAUUGUUGGACCAAUGACUCGUGCUAGACGCAAGAGGAUGAAUGAAUCACUUAAUAGUCUAAUUGUUACUACAUGGGCUAAGGAGAAAAUUAAGCUUGAAGAUUACAAGCCCAAGACUAUUAAUUUGCUGCAAGUAACACCAAAUGGACAUGGCCCAUUUGGAGAGAAGAAUUUCGGCCCUCAAUCCACAAAGGGACCGCCGGCCACCUUUCCUCAUGAGAUUUCAAAAGAGUUGGAAGUGAAGUUGGAAAGAAUCUUCUUGAAGAGGAUGUCAUCUGGAGAUGAUAGUGAACAAAGAGACGACUGUUCUCAAGAUGCUAUGCGAGAAACUCUUGCUAGAUUGUAUAAUGUUACUACUCAACUAUGUAGUAGAAUACAAGAUCUAGAACUAGAGGUUCGCAAUGGUCGUGCUCAAGGUAAUGAAGGUUUGAAUUCGAGGACAAAUUCUCUUAAAGAAGGGGAGUAUGAUGGAGACCAUCUAGCUAACACUAAUGAAGAGGGACAUGUUGCUGCCAAUAAUGGAGAAGACGAGCAAGUUGAGGUCGUGAAUGCUAAUGGAGGAUCUAAAGAUGCUGCUUUAAAGAAUAAUCCUUACAUUCGUGAUCCACUUUCAAACAUUGUUGGACCAAUGACUCGUGCUAGACGCAAGAGGAUGAAUGAAUCACUUAAUAGUCUAAUUGUUACUACAUGGGCUAAGGAGAAAAUUAAGCUUGAAGAUUACAAGCCCAAGACUAUUAAUUUGCUGCAAGUAACACCAAAUGGACAUGGCCCAUUUGGAGAGAAGAAUUUCGGCCCUCAAUCCACAAAGGGACCGCCGGCCACCUUUCCUCAUGAGAUUUCAAAAGAGUUGGAAGUGAAGUUGGAAAGAAUCUUCUUGAAGAGGAUGUCAUCCGGAGAUGAUAGUGAACAAAGAGACGACCGUUCUCAAGAUGCUAUGCGAGAAACUCUUGCUAGAUUGUAUAAUGUUACUACUCAACUAUGUAGUAGAAUACAAGAUCUAGAACUAGAGGUUCGCAAUGGUCGUGCUCAAGGUAAUGAAGGUUUGAAUUCGAGGACAAAUUCUCUUAAAGAAGGGGAGUAUGAUGGAGACCAUCUAGCUAACACUAAUGAAGAGGGACAUGUUGCUGCCAAUAAUGGAGAAGACGAGCAAGUUGAGGUCGUGAAUGCUAAUGGAGGAUCUAAAGAUGCUGCUUUAAAGAAUAAUCCUUACAUUCGUGAUCCACUUUCAAACAUUGUUGGACCAAUGACUCGUGCUAGACGCAAGAGGAUGAAUGAAUCACUUAAUAGUCUAAUUGUUACUACAUGGGCUAAGGAGAAAAUUAAGCUUGAAGAUUACAAGCCCAAGACUAUUAAUUUGCUGCAAGUAACACCAAAUGGACAUGGCCCAUUUGGAGAGAAGAAUUUCGGCCCUCAAUCCACAAAGGGACCGCCGGCCACCUUUCCUCAUGAGAUUUCAAAAGAGUUGGAAGUGAAGUUGGAAAGAAUCUUCUUGAAGAGGAUGUCAUCUGGAGAUGAUAGUGAACAAAGAGACGACCGUUCUCAAGAUGCUAUGCGAGAAACUCUUGCUAGAUUGUAUAAUGUUACUACUCAACUAUGUAGUAGAAUACAAGAUCUAGAACUAGAGGUUCGCAAUGGUCGUGCUCAAGGUAAUGAAGGUUUGAAUUCGAGGACAAAUUCUCUUAAAGAAGGGGAGUAUGAUGGAGACCAUCUAGCUAACACUAAUGAAGAGGGACAUGUUGCUGCCAAUAAUGGAGAAGACGAGCAAGUUGAGGUCGUGAAUGCUAAUGGAGGAUCUAAAGAUGCUGCUUUAAAGAAUAAUCCUUACAUUCGUGAUCCACUUUCAAACAUUGUUGGACCAAUGACUCGUGCUAGACGCAAGAGGAUGAAUGAAUCACUUAAUAGUCUAAUUGUUACUACAUGGGCUAAGGAGAAAAUUAAGCUUGAAGAUUACAAGCCCAAGACUAUUAAUUUGCUGCAAGUAACACCAAAUGGACAUGGCCCAUUUGGAGAGAAGAAUUUCGGCCCUCAAUCCACAAAGGGACCGCCGGCCACCUUUCCUCAUGAACGGAGGAGGUAUUUGUCACCCCAAUUUGAUUUCAGAAAGUGCAAGCAUAAAAGGCUUCAGGCAACUAAGGCAGAAAUUCAGUUUAGACCAAAGUCACAUUCAAUUGACAAUUCUGUUUUAGGGAUGUUAAGUCAUGCCGCCGGCCAGAAGAAAGAGAGGGGAAUCGGUGAAGACGGUGCAGCUUUUGCCUACAUCAAGCGCCAUGGAUGGGAGACGUUCUCUAAGCCCCUUAUUCAGCCCAGGACUCAGAUUGUGCAAGAAUUUUAUGGCAAUUUCUCCACCGCCCCCAGAGAUGGAGUGUUUGUCUGGGGGAUAUCCGUCAACUGCAGCACAAAGGCUCUUAGGGCAAUCUGGAUAUUGCCAAGAGUCAGUCAAGAUUACAGAGACACCCUUGCUGCCCUGCAUCCGAAUCAGCCAGUGGAACAAGCUGUUCUUUCUAGAUUGGCAAAGGAAGGUGCAGACUGGGAAAGGGAUGAUCAGGACAAUCCCUUAGGAUUCCCAGCUAAUGCAUUGCAGAUGCCUGAUCUGAACUUAUGGCAUCAUUUCAUCUGCUGCAACCUGAUGCCGACAUCCUACACUGCCAAGAUUACCUAUGAACAGGCUCUGCUGCUGUAUGCCAUUGUCACAGACACACCGUUUGAUGCAGCAUUAGUGAUCAGGGAUCAGCUUACCAGAUGUAUCACGGAUCCCAAGGUAAAGAGCUGGUACUUCCCAGUUAUGAUCACCAUGCUUUGCAGAAGGGCAGAGGUGACCUUUUUGAGCACAGACAUUGAGAGCAGCCUACAACAACCUUUAAGGCUGUCUAAAUUGGAUCAGAGACCCCCAGGUGCAUCUUCUUUAGGUCGAGCAGCAUUUGCACCAACUCCGGCUGGACAGUUGAGGCAAAGAGACUUCAACAAGCAGACUCGGUUCAUCCUGGAUUAUGUCCACCGAUGCCAGACGAGGACUGAUGAGAAUCAUAUAGCCUUCCAUGGAGGUUCUCCUAGUGAGGGGAAUGAGUUAAUCCUUCAUUCUAGAUUUGGAAUGCCAAGUUUACUUUGCAGGCCAAUCAAGGAAGAAAGGAUGGAUCUUGACUACCUAUGUGAUAGGGAGUUGGUUCAAGAGAGCUAUGAUCAAGGUGAUGAGAAUGUCAUUAACUUUGGGGUGCAAACCAAAGGAGAUGAAGACCUCAUGGAAAUAAGUGCUGAAGAGUAUCAAGAGAGUUUGACUCUGUGUGCUCCAUGA
Molecule: messenger RNA, 4155 nt
Organism: Oldenlandia corymbosa var. corymbosa
Lineage: Eukaryota; Viridiplantae; Streptophyta; Magnoliopsida; Gentianales; Rubiaceae
Source: the annotation of a GenBank genome assembly